Messenger RNA from Drosophila subobscura, 1075 nucleotides. RefSeq names its product probable tRNA(His) guanylyltransferase (gene THG). The transcript has 2 exons. The record is from RefSeq and is a predicted model, not a curated record. Gene Ontology annotation, molecular function: tRNA guanylyltransferase activity; magnesium ion binding. The coding region runs from base 51 to 1019 and encodes 322 amino acids. Gene Ontology annotation, biological process: tRNA modification. NCBI's taxonomy places the organism in Eukaryota, Metazoa, Arthropoda, Insecta, Diptera, Drosophilidae.
UGCGACCAACCAAUUUCGCUGUAGCGAUUAAAUAUAAAAAAAAAAUCUAAAUGCGAUUUGUCUGCUUUUUUAAUCAAUUCAACCAUUUAUUAGUAAACACAACUGCCCGAGAGCUAAACAGACGCAGCAUGGCCUGUAGCAGAUAUGAAUAUGUGAAAAAAUAUGAGCAGGACGACACCAUUUUGCCCAACGUGUGGAUUGUUAUUCGAAUUGAUGGCAAAAAAUUUCACAAAUUUUCCAAGACGCACAACUUUGAGAAGCCAAACGACGAGAAUGCUCUCAAUGUAAUGAACGCGGCUGCCACGGCUGUGAUGCAGGAGUUCCGGGACGUUGUCCUCGCCUUCGGCCAGAGCGACGAAUAUUCGUUCGUCUUUCGCAAGGAUACGGCGGCAUUCAAGCGACGCUCGGCGAAACUACUCACCUACGUCACCAGUCUAUUCUCCACGAGCUAUGUGAUGCAGUGGACCAAGUGGAUGAGCGUGCCCCUGGCCUAUGCCCCUUGCUUUGACGGGCGCGUGGUGCUCUAUCCAUCGAAUGAGAAUCUAAGAGAUUAUCUAAGCUGGCGACAGGCCGAUGUCCAUGUGAAUAAUCUGUACAAUACAGCGUUUUGGAAGCUGGUUCUCGAGUCGGGAUUCAGCAAUCAAAAGGCCGAGGAAAGACUUCGUGGCACCUUAUCGGCGGAUAAAAAUGAAUUGCUAUUUCAAGAGUUUGGCUUAAACUACAACAAUCUGCCAGCCAUGUACAGAAAGGGCACGAUACUGCUAAGGAAGCGUGUGAUAAGCAGUGGAGAUAAUGACGAAAAGGGCAGACAGGCUAUCGUACAGCUCCACGAAGAUCUAAUAUCAUCGCACUUCUGGAAAAGUCACACAGAAAUCUUGGGCAAGUAUGUGCCAGGCACUUAUAAAGCUUCUGAAGCCUUGCCCAGACUAGUGAAAUUGCAAUUAAGCACCAAACAGGAGCAGAAACAAGAGAAGCAGGAGGAACAGAAGAAUCCAGAGAAUCUGGCCGGGACUAGCUGAUGAUUCAACUUAUGGCAAUAUAUAUUAUUAGAUUAAAAUUACAAUAAGCACACGCU